AUGUUGAAUUUGAACCAUGCGCAAUAUAACGCCCACGUUGCGAUCCAUAUGCAGCUGAUUCUCAUCUUACAACUCUUGUAUUCUGCGCAUCCUAAUAUGAUGCGGUGGAAAAGUAUGAGGAACUGGCUCGAACACCUUCAUGAGGCGCCGACUCCGCCCUUGUUCGUUCAAGGUUCCUUUGCAGACCUCGAUUUGACCCUCAUUCCACAUGGUUUAGCUGGCUUGAGAGUGGUGAGGAGCUGGAUUCGUGAAUCUUUCUACCGUUUGAACCCAUUCACGAGCCCUCAAUUUCUGACGACCUUGAUGAGAAUCACCAGUUUGGGUUUCACUUUUGACAGAGAUGGUGCUCUCGCCUACAUCACUCAGGCAAAGUGUCUCACCCAAAAUAAAUCUGUCGAGCUUCUCCGCAAAACAGAUAAUCGCUACCUGGUGAUGGACAUGCUCAAUUCUUACCGAGGAGGUACUCCGAACAGUAUAUCAUCGGGAAUUCUGUUUCUACAGUAUGUCCUCAAUAACCGUUUACGCGUCAACCUAUCUGUUUUAUGUGACUGCAUUGAGGAUAUCCUUUCCUCUUUCAUUAUCAAUCACAGAAUGGAUCCCACCCUCGACGAACUUCCACUGCACGGUGUUGUUCUUCCAUCUAACUGGUUGAUCUCCCCCUACAAGUUUUCUGUGAAAAAGGACGUCGAACCGCAGUUAAUAGGCUCACUUUUGGAUGCAAUAGGGAAUCUUAUAAAGAAGUUGCGUGUGGUUGGUGCCACGGAUUUUAUGUGGCUUGCACAUGUUACCAAUGUUACACCGUUGCUUCGCAAUAUUUUCAUCUUCCGGCUUUGCAGGGCUCUUUGCCUUGUCGCUCACAACACACGAUACCCCAUGGUCAAGCGCAAAGUCAAUUCGAUCGUGCUUCAUCUGCACAGAACCAAAAGACCUCAGUACCCUGCAUACUAUGGAAAACUCGUGGACGACGUUGUUGAGUAUAUGGCGCUUUUGUGCGACAGAAGAAUGCCUCGCUUGGAUGGCUACCUGUGA
Molecule: messenger RNA, 1029 nt
Organism: Suillus subalutaceus
Lineage: Eukaryota; Fungi; Basidiomycota; Agaricomycetes; Boletales; Suillaceae
Exons: 6
Coding region: 1-1029 (342 amino acids)
Source: RefSeq, a predicted model, not a curated record